AUGAGCAGAAGCGGAAGCUGCACACUUGGUGGAAAUCAUCUCAACUCCUCUUGCUCGACUUCGACUUUGCACUCUUCCUCGUCUACGCUCGUGUGUGGAGGAGGUGGAGGCGCUAACACAACAUCUGGCGCCAACAAUGGCUAUAGCCACUUACUUAACAAUGGAGGUUACAACAGUAACGUGAAGGGGCUGCAGCAGCAUCUUCACGGCAGUGCUGCAGGUGGCGUACCAACCCAAACAUCAACGUCCAACAACUAUAUGAACAAUUAUAGUGCUACUGGUGUAAUAUCCACAGGUACUUCUCUCGUGCCAAUGCCGCCACCUCCUCCAGUCGCAAUGCAGCUGCACAAUGGCUCUAGUACGGGCGGAUGCAACAACAGCGUCGUUGGAGGUAUUUCAUCGAUUGAUAUGAUGCUCAACAACGGAUCGCUUUCCACGAACCUUUUUGGAGAUGGGACACUAGUUAAGGCUACUAGGUUCUCCUCAUACUCACACCACUGCGAAGACCCCUGCCUCGGUAAUAACAUUUGUUAACGUUGUUAAACUGACUCCGAGUUUGAUUCGAACAAGCUCAUCUUUUAUCAGUUAGAGCUGCUUACUAGAUUAUAUUAAUCAGCAAGAGGACAAGUAGGACUACUCGUGAUGCCAAUCAAUCAAUUCAAAUUCUACUUAUAGAAGAAUGAUGAAGUUACGUUCGAAAAACUACUCCUAAGAUAGGCAACACCACGACUGCGGGCACUGCAGCCGCUAUGAUGCCGCUUCUGUCGUCUGGGAAUAGCAGCACAGCAUGUGUAGGUGGAGAAGUUCCUAAUAUCGGAAUAAUGCUUCCGAGCUCGAGCACGACUAGCAACAACGCGCCGUCCUCGUGCGCGACAGGAGUGUGGGUAACUGGGUCUGACGCGGAGGCGAUCCGAGACGGCAACAAUGCGAAGGCUCUCGGUAAAAAUAGUAACUCCUCACAGCAAGAUCCCUCAUCUACAUCUGGCUUCCUAUCGAACAAUUACUACAACGGGCAAUACACAUACAGUAACAACUUCUCGUCGUCUAGUACCGCAGCGACGUCUACAGCAGUUGAAUUAAACCAAGAAGGCGUGCAGCAGCAGCAACAGCAGGGUCAACAAAAUUAUGAUUCUAACCAAAAUUCUAUCCAACAACAAUUAUAUCAACAAAUGAUGUCCAGUUGUAACCACUCGUCGUUGUCUUCGUCUGUUGUCUUGCAAGUACCGCCACCACUGCCAUCGGGUACUCCUGGCCUGACACAGUCUUUUUCAGUCAGUAGCGCUACGAUAAGCGUCCAUCCUCCUCCUGCUCAGGUGUCACAACAAGGUCAAGGAGCUCAACAACAUCAACAUCCUCUGCUAGCCGUUACGAACAAUAGUUGUACUACAAGUGGUACCGGAACAUCUUCCCCUGAUCUAGACCUUGUUUCUGCGAUGCGAACGCUCUCCGCCACCGCGAACUCAAGCACUACGACUAGUACGGCAUCACCAGCACCUCCAUUUGGAAUGGAACAACAAAUGUUGUCGAACACGGAGUCAAUCGCCGGGAGCAACAGCAACACGAGUGACGUGAACAGCCACGAUCUUGUCCGCCAGCUCAUAUCGCAAAGACACCAGGUAUCAACAACGUCACUGAACAGUGGUAUGGAUCCCACGUUACACCCGCAAGAUGGACCUACAACUUCACAACUACAGCAGGGGCAAGGAAAUAAUUCUUGUUGGGCGACAGCCUGCUCUGCGCCUCCCGGACCUGGUGGAAACGGGCAGCUGCACCCACACCACUUGCAGCAGUUGAUUCCGCUCCUUUCGUCGGAAGAGGCUAAUGGGGCUGAAUUCUCGAUUGCGACGCUGCAACAAGCAGAGGGCGGGGCACAUCAUCAGCUACCCUGCUCUGAGCAAACUGGUGGAGCACAACCAGACCUCUCGCGGUCGCGUACCGCGACGUCUUCUUGUUCAAGUGGCGGCGCAGCUGGCGGCCUGAUCCCUUUGCUUUCAACAGCUUCUACAGCAGGAUCGGCGCUUACAAUACCUCAGACGAGUGGUGCUCAACAAGAGCAGGAGACCGGCACAGCUUCGACUAGUUUUGCAGGACGAACAGGAUCUCUGAGUGGGGGAGCCGGUUCCUUGAACAACAACAUGAAUAUUCAACAGGCAAAUUCGAAUUCCAGCUGCAGCGUUGCUAGUGCGACUAAUGGUAUGCAGGCGACAACCCCGCAUUCCGGAGAACAGCCGCAACCACAAAGUCUACUAGAUCUUCUCACCUCUCAGUCGCAGCUAGGGGGCACGGAACGGAACCCACUGAACCCUGAGAACGCGGUCCUGCCUCCGCUACCUCCAGAGGCGUUCUAAUACCAAGAAACCUUGUUACCCAUUACAAAGUCGACAACAGCAGGGAAACGAGGAGAGCAAAGACUCUCAAGCAACACUGUAACGCAUUAACUAUAACUGUUCAAAUGUACGAGAGCAGCGAAUAGAACUACAGGACAUCAUCUACUUCAAGGCAAAAACAGUAACAGAGAUUACUAGAUAUCUAGGUUAGUAAUUAAGAAGAACCUUUUCCAAAUGCAGAACAUAUUAAACUACAUCGUAUUUCGUACAUGACAUUAACAAGGUUGGUCGUAACCAAGAUGAUUGUACCGGACAACGGCCGCCGCUUGGGUUACUAUGUUUGCCCUUGAGUGUCCAUGAUGUUGAUGUUGCGGGAGGGCAAUCAAUAACUGUCAAGUAGCAGUUGCGGCGUGCAGCUUCUCUUCAUCUUCUAUCAUUAUUUGAACAUUUUCCAUAAUUGAAAUGCAUACAUAUACAACUACUAAUAGCAGAGUAGUUUAUAGCACGCAUGGUGCAUGGAGUAGCAUUGAGUGCAUGGAGCGCAGAGCUUUAAGGGGCGCAAGAAGCUCCCCCUUUAGCUCCAUGCUACUCCAUGUGAUCCAUGCACUCCAUGCCAUGCGAGCUGUGAAACCUUAUAAACUGCUCUGUAAUAGUACUAUGUAAAAUAUUUAUGUUAAUGUUUGUUUGUUUGUUUUGAUGCGCUCCGGGCGACGCGUACGAUCCCGCCGGAUUUCUUUGUGCUCUGUGUGUGUAGUGCUAUGGUCGUCAUUGCGAUCGACUAUGGUAUGUCUGGUCGCCACAGUCCCCGCCAGCUGCGGCUUUUGUGGCAUGCCAGGCGCGGCGUGCUGCAGGCGGCGGCGCCUGCGCGUAGGUAGCGCCUGGCGGUGAGGCGCGUCCGGGUUUGGUUGACGUUUUUGCGGCCUGCGUGCACUGUUCUUCGCGUUCUCGUUUUGUCUUCGACGUUCUUUUUUUUUUUUGUCUUCGCGUGCUUCCUUUCUUGUCUCCUCCCUGCUAUGUUAAUGUUAAUGUUGGUAAGAUUCAAAAAUGCAUCUUCAUCAUAACAUACUGAUGCAGAUUUGAUUAUUGUCGUGUGCAUAUCAAGAGAACAAUCGAUUUUAUUAUCCGCGGCACUCUUGCCGAGUGCGGCCCGCGCGGUAUGAAGAGAAGACUACAGCUUCGCUCGCUCCUCAGUAUCUCGUUGUAACUACAACCUAUACCGUACGACCUCGGCCCCGCAUACGACUCUCGGGGUGUCUGCGCGCUGGAGUGUUCCGCCAGCCUUCCUAUAGUAACUAGCUAACUCGUACUCGAUUUCAUUAUUAUUUCCACGCGAUUUUGCUGACUUGGUUUCAAAGAUAUCAACAUUUUCAACAUGAGUACGAAUAAAAAUUUUGAUCUUGACAUCAACACUGUAUAACUCGUAGAACAGAACAUGGUGAUGGUGCCAAUGAGCACGUGAUCAUGUGCUGUUCUUGUUCAUACUUAUUUCUAUCAUGAAUCCCAUUCACAUUUUUUAUCGUUGUUGUAACUACUACAGAACUACUCGACGGCCUGACAUUAAAGAAAAAGAUAUGUUCGUGGAUGGCGCAUUCCUUGGUUGGAAAUAGCUCGCGGGGUGGACUGUCACUGACGGCGCAAGCCAAAGAACUACUGUCCUUGUGUGUCAGCUUCACCUUCAUGCUCAUUCCAAGUAGAUGUUCUACUUCAAUUUCUGGUACUACAAAAUAAUUGAGAUUAAGAUUAUACUUGAUUUUUUAUGCAUAGCCGAGCCCGAGGCCUUUAUCCCUUUUGAUAUUCGACAAUAUGACUCGUACUAGACUUAUUCUUCUGAUUUUUUUUUCAGAGAAAACAAACAAUCAUUUUCCCACUACAUUUGAUGAUAUAAAUAGAAAAAAUAAAGUUUCAGCUCACAGAACAGUACAAGACGGGUGUCUUGCUGCUUGCUGUUAUGUCGUGGAAGUACUCAAGAUUUCUUCGGCGCAUCUUUGCCUUCGCCUUCGCCAUGGCAUAGUGGAACUCUAAUUCUGAGGAAGCGUAUGCGAUUUAGGGUGAGUUCUUCCUUCAUGCGCUGACGGCGGGCCACCCCUUGGGGGCUGCUAGAGCACAUUAUUGUAGAAAUAUUCCCUGCACUAGAAGACCUCCUUCCUUUUCCUUCGCAGGUCUUGAUUAUAUCCUAUUUGUGGAUGAAGCAGGCCUAGAACUAGAGCUUGAGUCGUCGCUUGUGGUUCCAAAUCAACGUCGGACCUCUAGUAACAGGGUAACUGUUCGCUUAGAAGUCAUGGACUAUAAUUGGCUCCUCCAAGCCGAUCCCUUUCUGGGGGCACCCCAACCGCUUAGGUUCAAAGAAUUAAAUCUCCUAGAUAAAGAGAAGAAAGGCGGAUGAACGCGAGAGAGAAACUUUGUGACUCCAUCAUACUUGUUUGCAAAUAAGCGUCAUAGCGUUUGAUCAAUCAUGAGGAUGAUCGUGUAUCAAAAACCGUCGUACGACAACGACAAGAUGAACAAGAAACAAGGCUGUACAACAAACCAAUGGUAUUAACUGAUUUUGAUGAUUUUGCUGCAACUACGAACAUCACGAAUAGUACAAGGUCAAGACAUCGAUUGAGGUCUGCAUUCGCAUAGCUAUUAUUGAUGAUCACAGGUAAAGGUAUAGGUGUAGGCCCACUUGUUGGUUCUAUCCCUACUAGUUAUGUCGAACAAUUCUUAAGGAAAAGGUCGACGGACAGAAGAAGAAAAGGAUCUAAAAGAAGAACUGAAAUUCGAUCACUAUCAGAGAAGUCAGAAUUUACAGAAAAGUCGCUGUACUAGGAUAACAAUGCCGGUAACACCAGAUCAACAUAUGACAGAACCAUCAAAAAAUUUAUACUAGUGAAAGAAUAAACUGCAUACUAUUAAUUUAUUACUACCUCUACUAGUCUUUCUUUGUCUUACGCUAUUAUUUCUACUCAUGAAGAUGCACCCAGGACGACGAGCUUGGUACAACCUGGCGGGCGAAUUAUUGAUCAUCCACAGGAGGCUACUUCGACUUCGAGUUUGACAUAUGUAAAUAACUAAAGAGAAGACACGAUGACGAUCAUGACUGUGCAACAGUAUGUGUGGUGAGUCGUUACUUGUAGUACCUGUGACAGUGAAGUGGCCAAGAACAUCGUCAUCAUGUCAAUGUUGUAUACGUAUGUCGUGAAUCAAUGUUAUAGCGUACCCAUACCUUGGCCCCACCACCGCCCCAACACCAGUUUGAGUCUUUAAGUCAUUACAGGAUGUAUGUAGACGAAGGCAGCAGGAGAAACCCCUUUUUUCUCUUUCAUUUUUUUCGAAACGCCCUCAGCGGUGAUCACCACGUCCCCCUCACGUCCUCCUUGGGGCGCUUCGCCUGCGCUUCUGUCAGCACCUUGCGUGUAGAUGUGGCAAGAAAGGCAUCCUAUCCUAUCUUAUCCUAUCCGAUCAUGUUAAUUAGUCCCUGUGGUCCACUCUACGCUCUAAUUUUUUGUCGUCUGCAAAUAGAUCUAGUCAUAUUUUUAUAGGGCUUUCGAAUUUCUUAUGCUACUAGAAGGGAGAAGUUGCUCUUUCAUAGAGAAUUUCGUACUCUACACUUAAAAAUUGUUCUAUAAUUUCAUCAUGUUGAGAAUAUAGUGAAAAAAAUGACACGUGGUCGUACAUGAAAGUAUUUGAUAGUAUACAGAUUUCGCAUAUACUCUGAGAAGAUGGCAAAGGUAUGGAGUUGGAGGUGGAGGAAACAAAAUCUUGUAAACCAGCCUUCUGCAGCAGCCGGAACAAACUACAGUUUUAUGAGAACGAGGACUUUUCAAUCACAUGUCAUACCGAAAUGUUGAGUUCCAGCUGUUCUUGGU
Molecule: messenger RNA, 6175 nt
Organism: Amoebophrya sp. A25
Lineage: Eukaryota; Dinophyceae; Syndiniales; Amoebophryaceae
Source: the annotation of a GenBank genome assembly